UCUCUGCACGCUGUCAGUCGCGGCCGGGAUCUCGAAGCGUCAACGCUUGCCGUCCGCUCCUGAUGAGCGCUUAUAAACGCCGAAACGUCAACGAACACGCUCCGCUUUCUCACGAUGAUUCGAACUGAAGCCCUCUCGAUGCUAACAAACAUGCAUUAAGUUUUUGAUUUACUCUGUGACUGGGAGUGAUAUUCAUUCAAUCACCCUUAAUUUUUUUUUGUGAUGAGUUUUUGAGUUCGAGUAAAGAUGCCGUGGAUGAAAUCUUGCCUUUGUCAUCAGGAAAAGAAAAAACCUACCCCUGUCAUAAGCCCGCCUUUGCACUUGUUACAAAAGGAGGAUGUGCCAUCUCAAGGACCGAGUCACACGUUUCGACGUAAGACCUUCAAGAAACCCAGACCUUGCCAUCUUUGCCAUCAGCCUAUUUUCAACGAAGGCUCAUGCUGCAGAGUGUGCAAAUACGUCUGUCACAAGGUCUGCGAGAGUAAGGAAGCCGUCACGAGGUACACAGACACGAGCUGGCGCCUCCACAGACAAACGAAGAAAACCAGCCACAGAAAUUCGAAAAACGAAAACAAAACCAACGAUAGAACAGUAAACGAAGCCUCGACGAAAGAAAACGAUACCGUAGAUCGUUCUGAAAUAACGAAAGAAUGUCAAACAAAAAAUGGAUGCGAGGAUGGAAUGGGACGCGAAAGCUCGGAAAGAGAAUCUAACAGCAAUUUCGAUAAUUACGCAGAAAUUUUCACGCAUACACACGAAGAUACUGACAGAGAUGGGCCUGAAAUGCAUAAGAUAAUAACUUCGUACAAUGGUUUCGGAGAAGCCUUCACCUCACAGCCUAGACCGUCGAAAAAGAAUACCAACUGUGAGUCGGGGACCAUGGACUUGAGCUAUGUUACAGAGAGGAUCAUAGCUAUUUGGUUCCCAGCAGAUGCAUCUUCGCAUUCUUACAGACAAGGACAGAGACAAGCCUCUCACAUGCUGAGGCAUAAACAUGGAAACAAUUACAUGGUAUUCAAUCUCACAGAACCCAAAAAGGUGCUUAAAGGUGAACACAAACACGUGCAGGAGGUUGGAUGGUCCAGAGAUCUUGCACCACCUCUUGAAAACUUAUGUAGUAUAUGUAAAGAAAUAGAAACCUGGCUUUCAGCUGAUGAGCACCGAAUAGCAGUACUGCAUGCCAAAGGUAACAAAGAUAAAUUAGGCGUUAUAGUGGCAGCCUAUAUGCAUUACUCCAGCAUAUGUGGGAAUGCCGAGCAGGCUCUCGACAGAUUUUCCAUGAGGAAAUACCUGGAAGAGAACAUAGGCUCUAUCAGUUUACCGUCAAACAGGAGAUAUGUCGAUUAUUUCGCUGGCUUGCUUUCACACAACAUCAGGAUAAACACUGCACCUCUCUAUCUGACCCACGUGACCGUUCUUGGCACUCCUGCCUACGAGCAAGGGGGAUGCAAGGCCUUCUUGAAACUAUAUCAGGGACAGCUUCCAGUUUACACGUCUGGGGUAUACUCCGUUGCCAAGGGUGUGAGACAAUUCACAGUCAAUGUGGCCGGAGAUCAGCGUAAAGGACUUCAACUGAGGGGCGACAUCUUGAUAAAGUGCUACCACAGAAGCGAUUCCGGAAGAGAAAAAAUUUUCGCUUGCCAGUUCCACACUUGUGCAGUUACAGAUUACACGCUGAGUUUCACGAGACAAGAAUUAGAUGUCGCAUAUAAAGAUCUCCGAUUCCCUAGCGACGGUGCUGUUGAACUGCAUUUCUCCCAAGGAUCAGAGGUCCGUCAUCCUGCUCCAGCACCAACCCCAGCUGUGCCUUUCUGCCUUGCUGAUGACUCUGUGAUCAGAGCCCACAGUCCGAUGAAUUUGGAAGAUUCCGAUGAUGAAGAAUCAGAUGGUGAAGAGGUGAAUCACACCUUCGGUCCGUUGGAUGGAAGCAUUUAUGCAACUGUAGCCAAGAAGCCAGAUCUUUCGCCAGGAGCUGUUUCCAGCCCUUUGACAGUGUCGAUGGACUCUGGGAUAUCUUCUGCAGGACAUCAGCAGAACGCCAACACCGCCGCCUCCUCCAGCCCGCCUCUCACCGCCCAGCCGUCCCCCCUCACCCCCGAGGACCGCCACCGCGAAUUGGACGAACUGCUCUCGGACAUGAUGCUGACAGUCGAAAGUAUACCGGACCUGAAGCCGCUCGACCAAAACCCGUCCUCGGCCAGUCACACGUUCAACCUGGAAAAUGUCCGUUUCAUAGACGACGAAGAGGAGUCCUCCAGGACCAUCCCUUACCACGCCAGGCAGGACAGCCGCCCCUUUUCGUACGGCGUCAAUUCCGCCACCAUGAUCCAGGAGACGCAGCAGAAGUUGUCCAGUCCCAGCUUGGUGCGGAAGGCCAGUUUCGAUAAGAGCAACGGAGAUACCUUGAAGAAAGUGCAGACUCAAGUGUACCCUUACGAUGCUAAGCCAAUACCGAGUUUUUCCUCUAACCCAUCCCCAAAUUACGCGACUCUGAAUUAUAAAUACUCGAAUACGCGCGUCAGUCCCCCCCAGAAGGAAUACAAUGAUCCGAUAGAUGACAUUUUUACACAAAGUGCCUUAAGUGCAUCUAAUAACCAGAUAAAACGUGAGUUUCGCGAGGAGUACUACAAGGACGAGCGAAGGAGGUACGACCCGUUGAAGAGGAGCCUAACUGAGAGUACCAUAAGGCGGAGCCCUGAGAAGAUCUAUGCCAAGACUGCAGCUAUAAGCAACCCUUACUCCGACACAGACAGCUUGUCGCCCCCUGGUGCCUUCAGGACGAAAUCACCGGAGUUUCAUGAAAAUUACAGUAUUACCACAAACAACAGCAAUCUCACAUGGCUGCAGAAGCAACAGUUGAAGCUGAAGGAGAAAAAGGAACAGCAACUCAGAGAAGAGAGGUUUCCCCACGAAUCUAGAUUGCUUUCUGAACUCAGAACCAUGCAAUCAAGGCGGCAUCAUCACACAGCCAGCGUCAGAAUGGACGGUUACACCAGUGAUACAACAGCGUUUGCUGAUGACGACGAUGAUUACACUGUACCUCUGCACAUCAACACCAGGAAUCAUGCGCCUAUCCAAAGCAGCAAAAUCGAGAUGACUGAAAGUGAUAAAAGUUACACCACUAAGCAGGAGAGGCCUUUCGUGGCAGUCAAGAAGAUGUAUGAAAGAAAUUUAGGAUCCUCACCGCACUCUAGAACCAACACUAACUCUUUGGAAGCGGGACUACCCAGAGGAGACAACGAAUCUGACAGUGGACUCUUGUCUCUCGUCGAACAAAGGAAGCACUUCAGUCAGCAUAUUAACCACCACAACGAUCAGAAUAAUGCUGGCAGGGUGGGUAUAGAGUGGGAUUCUAAUCUAGCACCAGAUAGCACAAAUAACCGCAUAGAUGCACUGAACAUCCUCAUUGAUAAUUUGUGCGCAAAGAUUGACGAGCCAAAUAACACAUCACCAUCAAACGCAUGUCAGUAUCGGGAAAGAGAAGAGACUCUGAACACCUGGAAAAUGGAACCAGUGUACGAUUCUACGAGCCCUUCGCAGAUGAAUGGGUCGUCUCCAACUACUAGGCCUCAAACUCCAGCAUUUCCAGUACAUGUUAAGACGCCUUCUUACUCCAAUACCUCCAACUCCACUGUACAAUUUGACCUACGCUCCGAACGACUACCUCCAAAAAGUCCUACAACCCAAAGACGUUUGAGUUAUCCAAUGAAUACCGUUCAUAAGAAGUGGUCUCUCUCACCCAGCAGAAAGGACAUACGACCUACAUCCCCAGUCGAUGUUACUGAUGGACCUAUGGCGGAAUAUGCCCAGCACCAUUCAGUCCACAGGAGUGUCUCUGCAACAGGCUACAGAUCCGAUACUUCCGAUAGCCACAGUCCAAGGAGUGUUCCAACCACUCCUCACAACGGUUCAACCUCACCAGUAACCCUAUACUACGGAAAUUCGAGGAGGAGUUCGAUGAACUCCAACGGGGAACCUCCAAUAGAAGUUGCGCCAGCUAAUGUCAAAUUUGUCAGGGACACUUCCAAGUUCUGGUACAAGCCGACAAUAUCACGAGAAGAUGCCAUAAAUAUUCUCAGGAACCAGCAGCCUGGAGCAUUUAUUGUUCGGGAUUCGAAUUCCUUUCCGGGUGCCUUUGGCAUGGCUGUAAGAGUGGCAACCGUACCUCAAAACAUCCAGAAUAAAUCCACAGACAAAAACGACGAACUCAUUCGUCACUAUUUGAUUGAACCAACAUCUAGAGGUGUCAGAUUGAAAGGGUGCCCAAAUGAACCAGUCUUCACUUCGUUAUCUGCACUGGUUUACCAACACUCCAUAACGCAGAUGGCGUUGCCUUGUAAGCUGGUGUUGCCUGAUAGAGACCUUACGAAUUCCGAACUUCUUGGUAACCCUCAGCAGCAGUUGCUCACACAGGGUGCCGCUUGCAACGUCCUCUACAUAUUCUCAAUGGACAUGGAAUCUUUAACGGGUCCCCAAGCCGUAAGGAAAGCUGUCAUGAGUUUGAUGCAGAAAGCGCCACUUCCAGAAGCCAUCAUCGUGCAUUUCAAAGUGAAUGGGCAGGGUAUCACCCUGACAGACAACAAGAGACAAAUGUUCUUCAGGAAGCAUUACCCUAUCAACACAAUAUCCCAUUGUGGUAUAGAUCCCGAUGAGAAACAAUGGACUGUCACUCCUAAUUCUUCGGGAGUUAAAAGUGCUAACAGAAUAUUUGGGUUCGUUGCCAGAAAACCGAAUGUUAAAACACCAGACAAUCAGUGCCAUCUCUUUGCUGAACUAGAACCUGAACAACCAGCCUCAGCAAUCGUGAAUUUCGUCAACAAGAUUAUGUCAACUACAGGCAUCAAAGCAAAUAUGGUCUGAACUUCGACUGCUUCCUUCGACUCGUGACCUCAGAAGCUGAUUUCUGAGUCAUAACAGAGAUGUAUCGAAAAUUGCAUGAAAUAAUUCCCUUCAGAUUGUGAAGAACUAACUUUCAGUCAACAAAAAUUUCAUUUGGACUAGUCUUUCUCUGUUUAUUUAACUUCUUUUUUCUUAUGUAUGUAAGAAUUUAUGGAUCAUUGUAAAUAUUAUUUUUUUAAUUAACCCUAGUGUAUCUAUCUUAAUCUAUUAUCUUCAUCAGUGAAUUGCAUUGGAUAUUGUUGAUAUUGGCAUAUUCGAUCUGUGAUGAAUUUGCCGAAGCUUGUCAGUUUUUUUGAUGAGAAAAGAUUUUAUUUCAAGGAUUCGGUGAUGUAUCCGAAUUGUAUAAAGAAUUCGUUCUGAACGAUCAUAUCUAUCUAUGUUAACUAACGUUUUACAGAUUCUCGAAAAAAUCAUAUUUUUAUUAGUUCGUAUCAUGGAAGCAAUAUUUCUCCUCACUCCCUACAAAACCUCAGCUACAUUUAACGAAUUGUGAAGAUUUUAUUAGAAACCAUAUUAUCCAUUUUUAUGUUACUGUGGCUAAAUAGUACAAAAUAAAUAGAUAUUUUGAGAAUUCAAACAUUGAAUUGGAUUAUUCAAAGUUGCAACUCACAGAGAAUAUAUUAUACAGAUGCUAAA
Molecule: messenger RNA, 5535 nt
Organism: Coccinella septempunctata (seven-spotted ladybird)
Lineage: Eukaryota; Metazoa; Arthropoda; Insecta; Coleoptera; Coccinellidae
Gene: by
Product: tensin-1
Exons: 21
Coding region: 247-4860 (1537 amino acids)
Molecular function (GO): protein binding
Source: RefSeq, a predicted model, not a curated record